Messenger RNA from Cucurbita moschata (crookneck pumpkin), 1828 nucleotides. Its product is annotated as basic leucine zipper 43-like. Gene Ontology annotation, molecular function: DNA-binding transcription factor activity. Bases 921 to 1421 code for a protein of 166 amino acids. The record is from RefSeq and is a predicted model, not a curated record. The transcript has a single exon. NCBI's taxonomy places the organism in Eukaryota, Viridiplantae, Streptophyta, Magnoliopsida, Cucurbitales, Cucurbitaceae. Gene Ontology annotation, biological process: regulation of DNA-templated transcription.
UACUAUAUGGUGAGAGCUAAAUAGUACAAAGCUCUAGUUGGAAACUUAUUCAUCAAAUUGAACAUCCUACCCAAAGUAGCAAUACAUAUGAACUUAAUUUACAUAUUUCAUAACUCAGACAAUGAAUAACUAAGUUUAUAUAACUCAAAUCUAACUUAAGCAUCAGAAGAAUCAUGUGUUACAUGUGUUAGACAAGCACUAUCCUAGUAUGGGAAUGAACAACGCACAUACUCGAUCUAAAUGAACACAAAGAACAAGAGAGAGAAAAUGCAAGGAAGAAUAUUGGCUAGAGGUUUAUAUUGAUAAUUUCAAGUAUGUACCGUAAAAGAGAAUACAGAAACUACAUUUUCAAAGUACUCCCCAAGGGUAUAUAUAUGGUUUAGCUCAUUAUAUGUAACUUUACCAGAUAUAACAUCUACUAUAUAUAAUCAUCGGAGCUCUGCCAGCUUUUUAAUAUAAAUAGUCGUCUACUAUAUAUUUUCGUUUACUGUAUAUGACUAUUUACCAUAUAUAGUUUUACUAUGCAUAACAAUUGAGUAAGUUAUAAAUAAGCAGCAGACUUCAUAACUCAACAAUGAUAUGAUCAAUAGACUUCAUAACCCAACAACGAUAUGAUCAAGUGAUUACCCACAAUAUGUAACUUUUCAUUCCUUUGCUAAAAUAUUCUUGUUUGAUAUAAGUGGAUUCUUGAAGCAUUUAUAAAAUGCAGAACAAACCAGAAACUAUCCAUGCCACAUCCAAUACUUAAAUGACACACAAUAUUUAAAGGACACGCUACUACUUUGAUGAAUUUUAUAUAAGGAUACAAAUGUUGGUGCGUUGAAAAAGAAUGUGCAUAUCACAUUUUGGUGAUGUCAUUUUAAAUAAUUCUGAUCUCUUUCCUUUUUUGUUUCCUUCCUAUAAAACAGUCCUCUUAUCCUAUGUUUUGUGCUUCCCUAUCAGCUCACAAUCUCCUUGUAAACCUCUUCAGACUGCUUAUAAUUUUGAGUAUGAAAAUCUCGGGAGCCCACUUUCCAGAUCCUGAAAAGUAUGGCAUGAUCCAAAACCUCAAUAUCAAUGAAUUAUUGUCUUAUAUUCCUCUUAACUCAGCCUCUACUACUGAUGAAGGUGAUGAUCAGAACCAGAAGACUAGGAUCAGCGUCGAUGAGAGGAGGCGGAGGAGAAUGAUAUCAAAUCGGGAAUCAGCAAGAAGGUCGCGGAUGAGGAAACGGAAGCAUCUUGAUGAACUUUGGUCACUGGUGGUUCGGCUUCGGACAGAGAAUCAUAAUCUUAUGGAGAAGUUGAAUCAGUUAACGGAGUCUCAACAGCAGGUUAUUCAAGAGAAUGUCAAACUCAAAGAAGAAGCAAUGGAUUUUCGACAGAUGCUCACUGACUUUCAAAUGGGAAGUCCUUACUCAACUCACUUGAGAGAGAUGGAGUAAGCCCCCUGCAAUACCUUUGAUCUCAUAGCUGAAUCCUCUCAAGCCAAUCUAACAAGUAGAGAAGUUUCCUUCCCCUGUAUCACUAAGAUCGUAGCUAUUUUCUCACAUAGUUCUUCCAGUUUCUCUCUGUUUUGGCAUGGUUUUAAUAAGCCUUUAUCCUUUACUCAGCUGUAUAAAUUGAAGAAAUAAGAACUUUUAACCAAUAGACUUCCAAAAUCAGCGUCCAUAUCAAGAGACAUCACUUAAUAUUUGAACAUCUGAAUCAAAAUUAGUUGAGAAAACACCUUGGUUUUCCGGUGUUUUCUCUGGGGACUUUUAUCAAACACCAUGUGGGCAAAAACACAAAUCAACGUAACGGAACACCACCUAAUCAAAUUAAGCCAGAGUUUUGUAACAUGUGAAGUGAA